Molecule: messenger RNA, 1678 nt
Organism: Erythranthe guttata (spotted monkey flower)
Lineage: Eukaryota; Viridiplantae; Streptophyta; Magnoliopsida; Lamiales; Phrymaceae
Biological process (GO): lipid homeostasis
Cellular component (GO): membrane; endoplasmic reticulum
Source: RefSeq, a predicted model, not a curated record
UCAUUACUCUCUCUCUCUCUCUCUCUUCUCUCUCCUCUCUCUCAUAUACACAUGUAUACAUACAUGAAAAUGUAUGUAUCGUCCUGUAGGGUUGCAGCCUGUAACCAACCAACCAAGUGACCAACCAUUCUAUUAGUCAUUAGUAUUUAUUUUUAAUGCAAUUUCAAUUCCUCAAUUUCUCCCAUUAAUUAAUUAAAAUAUUCAUUACUCUCUCUCUCUCUCUCUCUCUCUCUCUUCUUUCUCUCUCUCAUAUUCAUUGUUGCGGUUGGAGAUUCGGAACAGAGCACCCACCGAGAAAACCACAAAGGAAACUCGCCUCAUAGAAUUUUUUUCUUCGAUUGUUCUUGGUUUCCUUCACCGAUUCAACUUUUUCCCUUUCUCGUGGUUACUUCCACGGGUUUUUUUAACUCCCAUUUUUGCCGUUUAUCUCCAUUAUGGUUCAGGUUUUUCUCGCAUUCCAUUAAUUUCAAUACCCCACCCAGAAACAUAAAUAGCAAACCCCAUCUUUCUCGCUGUGUACUCGACCGCCGAUAAUGUGAUUCGAUUCCUCAAGGGUUUUCUCAACUGUUAGGAAGCCGGAGGGUUAUCAUGUUCUAGAAGAGAGAAAUAAGUACAUGUUCCAGAAAUUAGAAUAAUGACACGUUCUCUAAGAACCGUUUUGCCUUUUAAAGCUUAUCAAAACAAGGCUGGGGUGCUGGUAAAAAACUACGUAUUAGCAGAUCCUUUUAUCCCAUAUACUUCAGUUCUUGGUGGCAUGUUGGCAUGCAAAUUGGUAUAUGACCUGACUCAGAUCAUCAGCACGUUUUACUUCAGGAGUUACAAUGGCCUCACUAAGGUUCAAAGGAUUGAGUGGAACAAUCGUGGUACUUCAACUCUUCAUGCUGUUUUUAUUUCAAUCAUAUCCUUGUACUUUGUGUUCUGGUCUGAACUUUUCUCUGAUCAAAAUUCUGCGGGGAUAAUUACGCUAAGAAGUUCACCUCUGUCGACAUUUGCACUAGGGAUGUCCGUUGGCUACUUCAUUUCGGACUUGGGAAUGAUUUGUUGGCUGUAUCCUUCUUUGGGCGGGGUGGAGUAUAUUGUACAUCACUCUCUUUCGGCAAUUGCAGUAGCAUAUUCCAUGUUGACCGGGGAGGGUCAACUUUACACGUUCAUGGUUCUGAUAUCUGAGGUGACAACCCCGGAGAUCAAUAUGAGAUGGUUCCUUGAUGUAGCUGGACUGAAGAGAUCUACUGCUUAUCUGAUCAAUGGUGUUGUGAUUUUUUUUGCUUGGUUGGUAGCAAGGAUUCUUUUGUUUGUUUACAUGUCUUACCAUGUCUAUAUCCACCAUAAUCAGGUGAUGCAGAUGCACACUUUUGGUUCUCUUUUGGUGUUUUGUGUACCGACGGCACUUGCCGUAAUGAACUUGGUGUGGUUUGGGAAGAUUCUCAAGGGUCUUAAGAAGACUUUGGCCAAGAGGAAAUCAUGAAAACUGUGAUGAUCAAUUUUGUUUUGGGAAAACAAUAUAUAUGUAAAUGUGUACAUGGAUGGACAUUAUGCAAAUUCUGUAUUUUAAUCCAGGCCAAUGUGAAACGAACUGUGAUGAUCAAUUCUUUUUUAUUUAUUUCUUUCUGAGCAAAUUGCUUUGCUUUUUAUUCCAGACCAAUGUGAAAUGAAAUGAUAGUAGUCCGAGGAUGAUAGA